CUCACACUGAACGCUGCACACUGACGCAGGCUCGCUAACAGGGCACGACCUCAUGGCGCUCUUCCCGCCUCCUUCGCCAUGCGCCGGCCUUCUUCGCUCACCGACGAGCGACUUCUUCCGGCAGCAAGAGCGCGACUACUUUGCGCGAAAGGGCAAGGAGAUCGUACCCAUGCCGCAUGAUGAUGUUGGUGUGGGCGUGGACGUGCACGACCGUGCCGUCCCGCGGUCAGAGCCUGAUGAGGUGAAUCCAUCUGCGUUGAUUGUACACCGUUGGAGCCCCAACCAAGAGCUUCGCCAAGCACGCUUCACCAGGGAUGCCGGCUUGAACAAGUACGAUGCUAGGAUAGCGUUCGCAGGUUCGUCAAAAUCGUCGACACCACAUCAACCACCACAUCCUGUGAAUACUGCCACCCGAGCGUCCGGACCGCCUGAUGUCACAGACACUAAGCAUUCAGCGCUCAAGAGGAGAGACCGCGGCCCCCUAGAUCAAGCGGCAUUAACAUACAAGAAAAUAAUAAUCCUCGAGGAACCUCCAAGAGAGCCUGCGAAGGAAGUCUCUGCAUCUUCCGUGUACGAAGAGCUACGGCGGAGACAGCGCCGUCGCCGCCAACGACGCGGCCAGUGCGUACCUUUGAGCGGGCAGAUCGCGGUGAUUUCUUGACUACGACUAUGGACUUUGACAAUGUAAUCUACGCGCAUUUAGUUCUUGCUCAUCUUGCUUGCUGUUGUGUCCCAUGGACGGUUUGUGUAUGCCAUCAUCAUUAUAGUUCUCCUCAAUUUAAUGAAAGUUCUAUGUACG
Laetiporus sulphureus 93-53 is the source of this 799-nucleotide messenger RNA. RefSeq lists its product as uncharacterized. NCBI's taxonomy places the organism in Eukaryota, Fungi, Basidiomycota, Agaricomycetes, Polyporales, Laetiporaceae. Bases 53 to 661 code for a protein of 202 amino acids. The record is from RefSeq and is a predicted model, not a curated record. The transcript is spliced from 3 exons.